Messenger RNA from Cyphellophora attinorum, 984 nucleotides. RefSeq names its product putative oxido YmfI. NCBI's taxonomy places the organism in Eukaryota, Fungi, Ascomycota, Eurotiomycetes, Chaetothyriales, Cyphellophoraceae. The coding region runs from base 1 to 984 and encodes 327 amino acids. The transcript has 5 exons. The record is from RefSeq and is a predicted model, not a curated record. Gene Ontology annotation, molecular function: oxidoreductase activity.
AUGACAGUCCUCACAGACCUCUCCCCCCAUCUAGCACUAGUCACAGGAGCAACAGGCGGUAUCGGCAAAGCAACAUGUCUCGCGCUGGCGAAACUAGGCUGCUCCAUCGCCGUGCACUACAACACCGCAUCAUCCACAGCCUCAGAACUAGUAGAGUCGAUCAAAUCCCUUGGUGUCCGCGCCGCCAGCUUCCAGGCGGACCUCUCCUCUUACGACGGCGCUCGAAGCUUGCAUGCCUCGGUGAUCAAAGAACUCGGCCACCCAACUAUCCUGUUCAAUAAUGCGGGACUCACGCUGGGUAAGUCUGGGGUUAAGGAUAUUGGUGAGGUGAGUGUGGAGGAAUUUGAGGCGACUUGGCGCGCGAAUUGCGGGAGUGCGUACCUCUUGACUCAAUUGUGUGUGCCGGCUAUGGUGGAGAGGGGGUUCGGACGGGUGGUCUUCUGCAGUAGUGUCGCGGGGUUCACGGGCGGUCUUGUGGGACCGCAUUAUGCCUCAUCCAAGUCAGCAUUGCAUGGCCUGGUGCAUUGGCUGGCAGGCGCAUAUGCCAAGAAUGGCCUCACGAUCAAUGGUGUUGCGCCUGCUCUGAUCGAGGAGACGAAGAUGUUGCCUGGUGCUUCAGCUGAGUUGUCUGCCAAAAUUCCAAUCGGCCGUCUUGGCAAACCAGAAGAGAUCGCAGAGACGGUGCUUUGGAUCGUCAAGACCGGUUACGUUCAUAACAAAAUCAUAGCAGUUGACGGGGGGAUCAAAAAUCCAGCUCCACCAAUCAGCGCGGCCACGACCUUCACCAGUAGUACGUCAAGGCCUGCCACCAUCGCAUCGGCGCCAGAAGCCUGGUCUGAGGUAGCCGAGAACGUGGUCGGCGUUGACGAAGUCGUCGCCCGCGUGCCUGUCGCGCCGAACGCCACCGAUGACGACGCGGCUGCGCUUCCGCUUGCGCCCGAGGAGCCUUUGCAGCCGGAGAGGAUCGAGUUCUGGUUCUUAUGA